CCCCUGUUGAUCUGGAAUGGUUCAGUCCGGGACUUGAAGUAUUUUGCGGGAAGCUGCGGAGUGUUUACAAAACAGUGAAGUGUUCCCAAAUGAGGGUCAAAGGAAAGGGCCGAGGAGCCAAAGUGCUCAAGGAGCAACGACAGAAACAAAACCAGAAAGGUCAAUCUAAUGAUAAAACGGUCUCUCCCGACCUGUCGGCUAUCGGCACAUCCAGCUUCCUGGAGGGACUGCAGCAGGGUGAUGGCAACCCUCUGCACAGCACGGCCCUGGAGGAGGAUUUAACAGACCUGGAGGAGGAAAAGACGAGCAGAGGCAAAGCUGAGAGGAAGGAAAUUCCUCAGACGAAGAAGAAAACUGUUAAACAGGCUGGAGCUGCUGCCAAGAGGAAGGAGGCCGAGAGGGAUGGAGAGGAGGAGGAGGAGAGAGAGAAGAAAAGGGGGAGGAGGAGUUCUGGAGCGAGGCCGAUGGACAAUCAGCAGAUAAAGAAAGGCAGGAAGAGAAGCAGUGAAUCAGGAGGUGGAGCGAGCCGGGAGUCUGAGUCACAGGAGGAAUCUGAUGAUGCCUCCCCCCAGCGGAGCCGUAGGAGACUCUUAUCCUCUGAGGACGAGGACGAGGAGCAGAGCUGGCACCCAAGUCCAGAGAAGCCCAGGAUGAAUGGUUUUGGCAGAACCAGAAAGUCUUCAUCAGAGAAGUCUAAAUCUAGAAAGUCUUCAUCAGAGAAGUCUAAAUCUAGAAAGUCUUCAUCAGAGAAGUCUAAAUCUAGAAAGUCUUCAUCAGGUAGUUCAUCUGCUGAACCAGAGAAGUCGAGCGAGAACCAGAGGAGGAGACGUGGAGGAACUCAGCUGGAGGUGGUGCUGGACGCCUUCCUGGACUUCUGUCAGCAGUACAGGCAGUCUGUGGAGUCUACGUCUGUCAAAAAGUCUAUUGAUUCUUUCUCCUCCAAUGUGGAAGAGCACAUACUGGAAAAGGUCGCUUCGUUGAAGGAACUCAAGGUUCUUAAAAGAGAAAACGCCAAGGUCGGUUCUUUGAUCCGCACAAAGACACAGAGACUGCUGGAAGCCAAACAUGAGCAGAUGAGGGCAGAGAGGCAGCUGUCGUUGCUGCAGAAGGAGAAAACUGAGCUGGAGGUCCGAUUAUCUGAUCUGAGACGAGGCCGGGCCUUCCUGCAGGACAUCAGAGAGCUCCACAGACAAUACCUGGAGCACCGACACACACAGCCCCGAGGAGAAGAGACGUACGGGGCUUCCUGCUUGCCGGCUCUGCUGUUGGAGACCAAACUUCAGAGCAUCAGCUGAAAAGAAUCAAUGACGACACAAAAAAAAGACUUGAGACUGAAAUAAUGUCACAGGUUAGAUACUCCAAGGAGCAUGUUAGCAAUACUUAGGCUGCUGUUUUGUUGUUUUAAGGCUUUAAAACAGAAAGUUGCUUGACAUUUUGGAUUGUUGAUUUUUGUUGUGGUCCAUAUUUUCCUCUGUAUACUGCUAAUACUGGGUCAUCGCCAUAUAACAAUACUGUAUGUAUAAUAAAUGCAAAAAAAGAGACAA
Molecule: messenger RNA, 1544 nt
Organism: Centropristis striata (black sea bass)
Lineage: Eukaryota; Metazoa; Chordata; Actinopteri; Perciformes; Serranidae
Gene: cenpu
Product: centromere protein U
Exons: 13
Coding region: 90-1295 (401 amino acids)
Cellular component (GO): nucleus
Source: RefSeq, a predicted model, not a curated record